ACCUAACUGUCAAACGUAGGUAUCGAACGCUUCGUUUCGUAGCCGCCGUGUCGCGACUCGCGAUCUUGCUCAAAGUGUGUUUAUGAAUUUUAUUGAGCAUUGUUGUGUUCGCUUCUUGUCGGCUUCGUGUUCAUAAUGGCACAAUGAAAACGAAUCCUGUAUGUGUUGAGUGAUUAAAUAACAAUGUGCUUCGUUGCCGAUCUGAGUGCUGUGUUGUGAAUACUUUGUGUCUUAGUGCCGAUCUAAAAUGACCGAGAAGAAUAAAUCGGAAAAGAUGACUAAUGCAUCAAAACCAGUUCCCAUGAAACUUUUUGCUGCCUGGGAAGUGGACAGGACGCCUUCCAACUGUAUUCCCAGACUAUGCACUCUCAGGGUGACGCGGCUCCGCGUGUGCGGCGCGCUGGGCGAGGCCGGUGGCGGCGCAGCAGGCGGCGCGGGCGCAGGCGCGGUCAUCCUCGCCGCUCGCAUGCACAGCAGCAAACGCACGCUCCGCUCCAACGACAUCGCCAUACCGCCUCUAGACGUCGAGCUAGAUCUGUGCUUCUCACUUCAGUACCCGCAUUUCGUCAAACGAGACGGGAACAGAUUGCAGAUCAUGCUGCAGAGGCGCAAGAAGUACAAGAGUCGCACCAUCCUCGGGUACAAGACCUUGGCCGAAGGCGUCAUCAGAAUGGACCAGGUCCUACAAAGGUCUAUGGACAUGGAGUUGGAGCUGACCGGAGUUGGCGGGAAAGUUGGCGCGGCUGCUGGUCAGCCCAUGGCAAGGCUAUCCAUCACCGGCCUGGCCUCCACCCCAGUAGACCAUGACACGAAGAACAACAACACGUUGCUCAUUACUGAACGAGGCUACUCAGACGAAGAAGAAGAGGGGGAGUUUAGCUCAGUGGAAGAAGCUGAUGACAUGACGUAUGGUGCGCAGGCGCGGCGGCGGGCGCACAGGCAACUGGCCUUCAAUAAGGAAGACCUGUCGUAUACCAAGCAACGCAAUCUGAAACAGAAGUUCGCGGCGCUGUUGAGACGGUUCAAGGUCCCGGAGGAGCUGUCGGAGCGAGGGGCGACCAGGGACACGCAUCAUGCCCAGAGGGAUAUAGACGAACUGUUCCAGGAACUAGAUUCCCUAUCGUGCGGCGAGGGCGAGGACUCCGGGCCCGACCAGAUGGACACCAUCAGCAUUGGCUCCACACCCAAACCUUCCUUAAGGCCUUUCUUUAGCAGUUCCAGGAGUCUGGCCAAUCAGGAGCAUCAUAGGCAUUCCAACGUGGCCCGGCACGCGAGUAUCGCGACGGCGGGCGAACUGGCGUCCGUACGGGAGCGGCACAUCGGCACCGUACCGCUGACAGAGUCAGAGACAAUCCGUAGUUCUGCGGGCGACGAGAGGGGGAGCGAAGGGAAUAGUGACGGUGACGCCACAGCAGACGCACCUGUCUCUGGGGCUUCGGUCUCCAGUUCACCACCGAACGAAUCCAAGGUUUCUACGGAGGACAAGCGUUCGAGGCUGUUCCGUAGCGCUACCAGCGGGGGUAACUUGACCCCCGCGUCGGCCGGUCGCAAAAAGAACUCGCUGAGCAUCGGCGGUGAUCGACCAUUGUCGGCUCACGAGUUACCCGCACAGAGUCCGACUACACUGGAGCCCCGUCGCACCUUAACCGAACAAGCCCACCGAUUGCUGGGCGAGCUGGGCGAGGAGACGCCGGUGCCGGAGCUGGUGGGCGUGUGCCCGGCGGGGCCGGCGGCGGCCGCGCUGGCCGCGCUGGCGGUGCCCGCGCUGGUGGUGCCGCCGCCGCACGCGCCCGACGCCCGGCCGCUGUUGCACGCGCUACUGGCGAGGAUCAAUAAACCUGGCGCGCGUCGCUCCGUUGUACGCGUGGUGGUCUGCGGCGGCGACGUGGCCGCUGCGUGCGCGUUACGAGCUCACGCGGACUUAGCGGCGAGGAGGCCGCACGACGCCGCGCUGCUGAGAUACUACUUUGUGCCGCUUGGUCCAAGCACAGUAUGCCGUUACCUGAGCGCUGGAGACUUCGGGUACUUGGGCCUUUUCUGCACAGACACGUGGGCGGCGCUGUGCGAGCGAGCGGCCGACAACGGCAUUGUCGAGAUCCAGGAAAUGUCCGCGAGAAUCGCCAGGUUCCUUAACAGCAAGGGACCAGUAUACAACGUGCCAAUAGGAGAAGCUAUGGUGGCCUGUCGAGACAAAGCUGGAGAUGAAGACGCCAGUCAAACAUUCGUGCCAUUCAUUGCGGAGGUGCGCGUGGGCUGCAGCGACGGCGGGCCGUCGUCGCUGGAGCUGGAGGAGGGCGGGUCGCCGCCCGCGCGCCCGUCGCCGCCCGCCACGCCCGCGCUCGAGCCCGCGCCGCCCGCGCUCGACCCGCUCGACCUGCAGCUCGACUACUGGCUGGUCCCGGGACGAACGACAGAUGGCGCUGACAGCAAAGUGACGGUGAAAGCAAUGUUCCGCGCGCUACACGUCACCAGACAGAACACUCAUCUAUCUAUUUCAUAUCUCACCAAGGAGAAGAAGCAGAAGAUAAUGCGACUGGGUAAGAAGAAGGAGAAGCCCGGCGAGGCGGAGGUGGGCCGCGCUCAGACCGUGGAAGGUGUCUCUAGGCUCAUAUGCUCGGCCAAGGGAUCUCACAACGUGCCGUUGAAAGUAUACAUUGACGGCACGGAAUGGACCGGCGUGAAAUUCUUCCAAGUGUCAACGCAAUGGCAGACGCACGUCAAAACGUUCCCGGUGGCCACCACCGGGGUACCAAUGAUGCCGCCGGAGACCUAAACCACCAAACAAAAACCCUGGUAUCGUCGCUUUGGCUUCCCGCUUGGGACUUUCGGCUUCGUUCAGCUAUUUUCGAACCCCGUUCGGGUAUUUCCGCCCGUCGUUCGGGUAUCUUCGCCACUCGUUCGGGUUUCUCCGCUACCCGAACGGUCAUACUCGGGAAACGAAGUAUUAAAAUACUCUUUUGACAUAAAACGAUGUCUAAAGUUAUUACUGUUUAUCUAUUAACGCUUGCUUAGAUUCUUAGUGAAUUUGCGAAGGUUAAAUCAGUGAAAGUGUAUUAUUUUGUCAUUAAUUAAUCAAAUGAUAGGUAAUUUUGAAAAUUAUAAAUUCUGCAUGUCAUUCAUUGCCUGUGUAUUUUAUAUAAAAAAAAUAUCCUGAAUCUUUCUAUAUCAAAAUAUGCGAUCCCAACGGUUUUGAGGUUAUAAAUUGGACUUUAGAAUUCCAAAUACGUAUUACCUAGGUCUUAGAUAAGAAGUAUUUAACUUUAGUUGUCGUUUUGAAGGCAAAGCCGUCUAAAUUCGCUCGAUUACAUCGGCAAUUCGUCGAUUCCAUGUUUAUUUAUCGAUAAAUCUAUCGAGCUGCCAUGAUUUUUUAGCGCGUAGUACAAGCUUUUGUUAUGUAUUUUGAAUUUUAAUGCGAACGGUUUAACGUUGAAAAUUGUUCGGUAGUUAGUAAUGCAUGCUAUGUGGUGUAGUAUUCGUAUUCAAGUUACAUAAUAAAGGCUCAAUAACCAUGGUAACUAUCCAUUAUAGUCAUUCAUAGUAUGUAGUUUAUAUAUUUAAUAUUGUAUAACAGUAGGUAUGCGUGUACUCGACUUGUAUCGAAAAAUAAUGGUUCGUGACAUUUCCAAUAUGUAGGUUAGGUUAUUUGGUAAUGAAACCGAAUUCCGGAGUGUGCACAGCCACAAAGAUAUAUUAAAAGUGAAUAUACAUUUGUAAAUUGUCCGUAUGUCGUCGAGUAUGAGAUGAUAAAUUCAGCGUGUGCGGAAUAUUCAGAAAGUCAUGCGAGUUUGUUGAAGUGAGUCGUGAUUUUGUGAUUCAAAAUAAGAAUAUGAUAAAUGUAUAUAUCUUUGUGGCUGUAUCUCCGGCACAUAUCAGAUGGGUUCGUGCUGGUUGGCGCGAUUUUUUUUUAUAUCUGUGAUUCGCGAAUGCAGUUUUUUUUUUAUUAAUAAGACAACGGAUUGUCGCAGUCAUUUUUGUAUUUUUUAUAAGCAACUGAAGUACUACAUUAGCGAUUGUUAUUAAUUUUAUACGCGUAGGAGUAUCCACUUCUCGUUUCGCUGUUGUGUAUAGUAAAACCAAUAUCUUCCUGACCGACUACCGAUUUUGUCUUCUUUCUAGACUUUUUGCUUUGAAAAUAGAAUAUUCCGAGCCAACUUUUGUAAAUUUCUCUGCGUCUGCUCGUACUAAAUUAAGAUAUACAUAAUUUAGUCACUGUUGCCAAAAUAAUAAUAAAAAUGCGGCCAAAGCUUGUCAAUAUUUUAGAAUUACUUUUACCAAGUUUAGCUGUAAAAGCUGAAGUAAACUUACGCCAUUAAAGACGUAAGUAGUAUGCAACACUUCACUAUACACAGCUUUAAUCUCGCCAAACGUAUCUAUUAUAGGCGUUUCAAAAGAAGAUUUUUAU
This is a messenger RNA of Amyelois transitella, 4402 nucleotides long. It is a transcript of the gene KrT95D, whose product is annotated as phosphofurin acidic cluster sorting protein 1. Bases 248 to 2773 code for a protein of 841 amino acids. Lineage: Eukaryota; Metazoa; Arthropoda; Insecta; Lepidoptera; Pyralidae. The record is from RefSeq and is a predicted model, not a curated record. Gene Ontology annotation, biological process: protein localization to plasma membrane. The transcript has 18 exons.